AUGGCCACCUCACGUUUCUCCGGCUACAUUCCAAGGCCAGCCAGCCGCAGUAGCUUCACCAGUUUCCGGAAGCUCCACAAAACCUCUUUCUUCCCCUCUCUCCCCAAACAAACAAUCAGAAUCCAAAAUAUACCACCACUUAAAACUACUGCCCCGAAAAAGUACAAAUGGGUGGUUAGAUUAAGCAGCACAGUUGAAGAACAAAGCCCGCCAAAACCCUCUACUGUUGACGUGCAGAAAUUGGUGGAUUUCUUGUACGAGGAUCUUCCACACCUCUUUGAUGAUCAGGGGAUUGAUCGCACGGCUUAUGACGAACGGGUCAAGUUUAGAGACCCCAUCACCAAGCAUGAUACCAUAAGUGGCUACCUUUUUAAUAUUUCCAUGUUGAGGAAGCUCUUCAACCCUGAUUUUCAGUUGCAUUGGGCCAAACAGACAGGACCUUAUGAAAUUACUACAAGGUGGACUAUGGUGAUGAAGUUCAUUCUCUUGCCUUGGAAACCUGAAUUAGUCUUCACAGGUACUUCUGUUAUGGGAAUCAAUCCAGAAACUAAGAAAUUCUGCAGUCAUGUGGAUUAUUGGGAUUCCAUAGAGAACAAUGAGUACUUUUCUAUGGAGGGACUACGAGAUGUGGUAAAGCAGCUGCGGAUUUACAAGACUCCGGACUUGGAAACACCAAAAUAUCAAAUACUGAAAAGAACUGCAAAUUAUGAGGUGAGAAAGUACGACCCGUUUAUUGUCGUAGAAACAGAUGGGGACAAGCUGUCUGGUUCACGUGGUUUCAAUUCAGUUGCUGGGUACAUAUUUGGAAAGAAUUCGGCGGAGGAGAAGAUACCAAUGACAACUCCCGUGUUCACUCAGGCAUUUGACCCUGAAAUCUCCGAAGUGUCCGUUCAGAUAAUUCUUCCAUCAGAAAAGGAUUUAAACAGUUUACCGGCCCCAAAUCAAGCAGAAAUUAGCUUGAGAAAGGUGGAAGGAGGUAUAGCUGCAGUGUCGAAAUUCAGUGGAAAACCAACUGAGGAUAUUACUCGAGAAAAGGAGAAAGAAUUGAGAUAUAUACUAAUCAAAGACGGUUUCACACCUAAAGUGGGUUGCUUGUUAGCGCGCUACAAUGACCCUGGUCGGACUAAAAGCUUCAUAAUGAGGAAUGAAGUGCUUAUAUGGCUUGAAGAGUUUUCAUUGGAUUGA
This is a messenger RNA of Fraxinus pennsylvanica, 1185 nucleotides long. The record is from the annotation of a GenBank genome assembly. Lineage: Eukaryota; Viridiplantae; Streptophyta; Magnoliopsida; Lamiales; Oleaceae.